AUGAAAGCUGUCGUUGCUGGAGCCGCUGGUGGUAUUGGACAGCCUCUGUCUCUCCUCUGCAAGGCCAGCCCGCUCAUUGAUGAGCUCGCCCUCUACGAUGUCGUGAACACCCCCGGUGUCGCGACUGAUUUGUCGCACAUCUCCUCCAGGGCGAAAGUCACCGGCUUCCUCCCCGCGGACGACGGCAUGAAGAAGGCCUUUACCGGCGCCGACAUUAUCAUCAUCCCCGCCGGCAUCCCCCGCAAGCCCGGCAUGACCCGCGACCAACUUUUCAACACCAACGCCGGCAUCGUCGCCUCCCUGGUCAAAGGCGUCGCGGAAUUCGCCCCCACCGCUUACCUUCUGAUCAUCUCCAACCCGGUCAACUCCACCGUGCCCAUCGCCGCUGAGGUCCUCAAGAAGGCCGGUGUCUUCAACCCCAAGAAGCUGUUCGGUGUCACCACCCUCGACGUCGUCCGCGCCGAGACCUUCGUCGCGGGUAUCACCGGCGAGGCCGAUCCCACCAAGCUGAACAUCCCUGUCAUCGGGGGGCAUUCCGGUGAGACCAUCGUGCCACUGUUCAGCCAGGCGACGCCGAAGUUCGAGAUCGCCGGCGAUGCGUUGGAGAAGUUGACGUACCGCGUCCAAUUCGGCGGUGACGAAGUCGUCAAGGCCAAGGACGGUGCCGGCUCCGCCACUCUCUCCAUGGCGUACGCGGGCUUCCGGUUCGCGGAGAAGGUCAUCCGCGCCGCGAAGGGCGAGACGGGGAUCAAGGAGCCGACGUUCGUGUACCUGGCCGGUGUGGAGGGCGGGAAGGCGAUUGCGGAGGCGACCGGGUGCGAGUACUUCUCCGUGCCGGUCGAGCUUGGGACCGAGGGCGCGGUGAAGGCGACGAACAUCGUCGGUGAUGCCAACGAGUAUGAGAAGAAGCUUCUCGAGAAGUGCUAUGAGGGCUUGAAGGGCAACAUUGCCAAGGGCGUUGAGUUCGUCAACACCCCGCCGAAGUGA
Messenger RNA from Eremomyces bilateralis CBS 781.70, 987 nucleotides. Its product is annotated as malate dehydrogenase, NAD-dependent. Gene Ontology annotation, cellular component: cytoplasm. The transcript has 7 exons. The coding region runs from base 1 to 987 and encodes 328 amino acids. Gene Ontology annotation, biological process: tricarboxylic acid cycle; malate metabolic process. NCBI's taxonomy places the organism in Eukaryota, Fungi, Ascomycota, Dothideomycetes, Eremomycetales, Eremomycetaceae. Gene Ontology annotation, molecular function: L-malate dehydrogenase (NAD+) activity. The record is from RefSeq and is a predicted model, not a curated record.